AUGAUUGCCAUAGGCAUGGAGGGAUCGGCCAACAAGAUUGCCAUUGGGAUUAUGUCGCAUCCCGAAGAUGGCAGCCCGCCGAAGAUCCUCUCAAAUGUUCGACACACCUAUAAUUCCCCACCAGGCGAGGGUUUUCUGCCCAAGGACGUCGCAUACCAUCAUCGGAGAUGGGUUGUCCAGAUGGUGAAGGAAGCGAUGAAAGAGGCACGUCUCAGAGUUGAGGACGUAGACUGCAUCUGCUUCACCAAAGGUCCCGGCAUGGGUGCCCCGCUACAGAGCACAGUUAUGGCGGCACGAAUGAUGAGUCUACUUUGGAACAAGCCGUUGGUUGGAGUGAAUCACUGUGUUGGACAUAUUGAAAUGGGCCGGCUCAUUACCGGCGCCGAAAAUCCUGUCGUCCUUUAUGUCUCCGGCGGCAACACACAAGUUAUUGCAUACAGUGCCAAAAGAUAUCGCAUCUUUGGCGAGACGCUUGAUAUUGCAGUUGGAAAUUGCUUAGACCGUUUUGCGCGCACAUUAUACAUUCCCAAUGACCCAUUCCCGGGAUACAAUAUUGAGCAACUAGCCAAGAAAGGUAGCCGGUUGGUGGAACUCCCAUACAUCGUGAAGGGUAUGGACUGUUCGUUCUCCGGUAUCCUGGCUGCAGUCGACGCACUAGCCGUGUCUCUUGGGUUGAGCGGUGAGGAGCAGGCGAGACUGGACGACGAGAGAAUUGAAAAGGAACAAAACGAGCCAGGCAAACUAGACCCUGAUGCCAAGCCCACUCGCGCCGACCUAUGCUUCUCGCUUCAGGAGACAGUGUAUGCCAUGUUGGUUGAGAUUACAGAGCGUGCAAUGGCGCAUGUGGGAGCCAAGCAAGUGCUCAUCGUCGGAGGAGUGGGAUCCAACGAGAGAUUGCAACAAAUGAUGGGCAUCAUGGCGCGAGAUCGGGGUGGUUCUGUUUUUGCCACAGAUGAACGUUAUUGCAUUGAUAAUGGUGUCAUGAUUGCUCAAGCAGGUCUGGAGGCAUAUAAGACGGGUUUCCGAACCCCGCUGAAGGAGUCCACUUGCACACAGCGAUUCCGGACGGAUGAAGUAUUUGUUGAUUGGCGAGACUAA
Messenger RNA from Penicillium verhagenii, 1098 nucleotides. It is a transcript of the gene kae1, whose product is annotated as O-sialoglycoprotein endopeptidase. The record is from RefSeq and is a predicted model, not a curated record. The transcript is spliced from 2 exons. Gene Ontology annotation, cellular component: EKC/KEOPS complex; cytoplasm. Bases 1 to 1098 code for a protein of 365 amino acids. Gene Ontology annotation, biological process: tRNA threonylcarbamoyladenosine modification. Lineage: Eukaryota; Fungi; Ascomycota; Eurotiomycetes; Eurotiales; Aspergillaceae.